CUAAUCUGUGGUUAUACAGUCUUUGGUUAUUUAUACUAGUCAAAAGUGUUGAAAUAAGUUCAAAUUUUGAAUCGAUAACCGAUCUACGAAGUGAUUGAAACUUGUUUAAUCGAGACAGUGAAACUUUACAUUAUAACUGAUAAAUAAGAUCAAAUAAUUGUGACAACAUGGAUUAUCGACCACGAAGAAGGAAUGAAAAUAAGGGAAGAUAUUCAAAACCAAGUUUCGAAGACAUUAAGAUGAAUAUACCUACACAGCUUGUAGGAAAAGUUAUAGGUCGUGGUGGUUCCAAAAUUAAAGAAAUACAAACUGAAUCUGGAGCCAGAGUUAAUGUUACUAAAGAUACAGAUGGAGAUCAAACAAUUGUAAAAAUUUCUGGAAAGAAGGAGGACAUUAAAAAAGCAAAAGAUCUCAUAGAGUUAAUCACUAAUGAAGUUGAAGUAUUAAGUAUUAAUUCCGAACCAAUUGAACAGCAAAAGGAAGAAGAAAAUUCGGAAGAUGUAGUUUAUAUUAAUGGUUGGAAGACUAAAAAAUAUGAGAACAAUAUAGAUUGGAAAGCUGUGUUUGCAGAGAGUGACAUGAGAAAUAGGGAAGAGUUUGACAGUAUGUAUAUUAUUGUAAAAAAUUUUUAUCAAGAGCAUCCAGAAGUAACUGCAUUGACUGAUGAAGAGGUUGAACAAUUUCGCUUACAGAAUAAUAAUAUUGUAGUUAAAAGAGUGUUUUCUAAUGAGAAUAGUGCGAUAAAGAAACCAUGUAUGAAAUUUGAACAUGCUUUUCAUCAAUAUCCUGAAAUUUUGGAGGAAAUUAAAAAGGUUGGAUUUGAAAAACCAUCUCCUAUUCAAAGUCAAUCAUGGCCGGUUCUUUUGAGCGGGGAAGACAUGAUAGGAAUAGCUCAAACUGGCACAGGAAAAACUUUAGCAUUUUUGUUACCAGCUCUGAUUCAUAUUGAGGGACAAACAAUUCCUAGAGACCAAAGAAAAGGACCUACUGUUCUUAUAAUUGCACCUACAAGAGAAUUGGCACUUCAAAUAGAAAGAGAAGUGAAUAAAUAUCAUUACAAAGGAAUUACAUCCCUUUGUAUAUAUGGAGGAGUGAAUCGUCAACUUCAGAUAAGUGCUUUGAAAAAGGGAGUGGACAUUGUAAUUGCAACUCCAGGAAGAAUGAAUGAUCUUGAAGAAGCAGGUCAUUUCAACAUAAAGUAUAUAACCUAUGUUGUAUUGGAUGAAGCUGACCGUAUGUUAGACAUGGGUUUCGAACCACAAAUCCGAAAAAUCAUGUAUUCGGUGAACCCCAACCGUCAAACUGUAAUGACAAGUGCUACAUGGCCUGACUCCGUUCGUAGACUUGCUACUAGUUAUAUGAGAGAUCCAAUACAAAUAUAUGUAGGAUCUUUGGAUUUAGCUGCCGUACAUUCUGUUACCCAAGUAAUAGAAAUUAUGGAAGAUGACGUGGAAGUAAAAUUGAAUGCACUAUUAGAUUUUGUAAAAGGCAUGACCCAGAAAGAUAAGAUUAUUGUAUUUUGUGGCAAAAAAGCUUGUGCAGAUCAUGUAUCGUCAGAAUUAGCUCUUAGGUAUAUCUAUUGUACCUCUAUCCAUGGAGACAGGGAUCAGUCAGAUAGAGAGCAAGCAUUACAAGAUAUAAUGAGUGGAGAUAUCUCAAUUCUUAUAGCAACUGAUGUAGCAUCAAGAGGAUUAGAUAUAGAUGAUUUAACGCAUGUAAUUAACUUUGAUUUCCCCAAGAAUAUCGAGGAAUAUGUACACCGUGUUGGUAGAACUGGACGAGCAGGCAAAACAGGCAAAUCUAUUAGUUACUUCACAAAAAAUGACUGGCAUCAUGCUAAAGAACUGAUACCUAUCUUAGAAGAAGCCAACCAGUUUGUUCCUGAUGAAAUUUACAACAUGGCUGAACGAUAUGAAGCAAUGAAAGCCAAAAGAGAAUCUCAACCCAAUAGAGGUAGGGGAGGUCGAGGUGGAAGAAGGUGGUAAAUUCAGUAUUGUACAUGUUCCUGUUUAUAAGACUGGUUUUUUUUUUUUUUUUGUUGAAUAUCAUUUUUAAUUUUUCCAGUUAUAUGGUUAUAACAAUCAAUUAAUAUAUAUUUUUGCUAAAA
Messenger RNA from Harmonia axyridis, 2107 nucleotides. RefSeq names its product probable ATP-dependent RNA helicase DDX43. NCBI's taxonomy places the organism in Eukaryota, Metazoa, Arthropoda, Insecta, Coleoptera, Coccinellidae. The coding region runs from base 168 to 1985 and encodes 605 amino acids. The transcript has 8 exons. The record is from RefSeq and is a predicted model, not a curated record. Gene Ontology annotation, molecular function: ATP binding; RNA binding; RNA helicase activity.